CAGACGAAGACCGAGGUCACUCAGUUACAAAGAAGAGAUUCUCAUCAGAAUGAUCCAGUACGAAAAGUUCAACAACGAAUACACCGAUCAGAUCGAUUGCCCUGGAACGGAAAAGCACUAUCGACUGACGGGAUCGGGCGAAUCGUCCACCGCCGAGUGGUGCAUCAUGAUUGAACCAUACUUACCACUGAUCGAUCAAAUAAAGAAAAUGCCCGUCUACGAGGACGAUGUGUGGGUCAUCACGUUUCCCAAGUGUGGAACCACGUGGACGCAGGAGAUGGUUUGGUUGCUGAACAACGAUCUCAACUACGAUCGUGCGUCCAAGGAAACGCUCGAAGAACGUUUUCCCUUUCUCGAAUUAACCGGAGCUCUGUCCCUCAUCGGUGGCGAUUCGGUGGGAAAAGUGCGUGAUCUCAGGCGGCCACGGCACAUUAAAUCACACCUUCCGUUCAUGCUACUGCCGGAAGCGAUUCAUACGGUGCGCCCGAAGGUGAUUUAUGUUUCACGUAAUCCCAAGGAUGCGGCCACUUCCUUCUUCCACCAUUAUCGUAACAUUGUUGGGUUCGAUGGGGCGCGGGAGCAGUUCUUUGAUGCUUUUCUCAACGAGAGCCACAUCUACGCACCGUUCGGUGGUCAUGUGCGUCGCUACUGGGAGUGGAGCCGAAGCCCCAGUGCCAACUGUCUCUUUCUCACGUACGAGCAGAUGAAACGUGAUCUGCGCGCUGUGAUCGAGAAGACGGCCAACUUCCUGGGGAAGCAGUACACCCUGGAAGAGGUGGACGAGCUGUCCAACCAUCUGUCGGUGGAAUCGAUGAGAAAUAACAAGUCAUGCAACAUGGACGAUCUGUUGGAAUGGGCCAGGACUACCAACUACAGCGACGAGCGUAAGAAGCGUGACGAUAAUGGUUUCAGGUUCAUCCGCAGCGGAACUGUGGGGACGUAUAAGCAGGACAUGACCGACGAAUACAUCGAACGCUUCGAGACGUACGAGCAGCGUAUUACAAAGGAAAGCGGAUUCGAUUUCUACUUCUAA
Messenger RNA from Anopheles aquasalis, 1033 nucleotides. RefSeq names its product luciferin sulfotransferase-like. Gene Ontology annotation, molecular function: sulfotransferase activity. The record is from RefSeq and is a predicted model, not a curated record. Lineage: Eukaryota; Metazoa; Arthropoda; Insecta; Diptera; Culicidae.